Messenger RNA from Saccharomyces mikatae IFO 1815, 2097 nucleotides. It is a transcript of the gene TRS85, whose product is annotated as Trs85p. Lineage: Eukaryota; Fungi; Ascomycota; Saccharomycetes; Saccharomycetales; Saccharomycetaceae. The coding region runs from base 1 to 2097 and encodes 698 amino acids. The record is from RefSeq and is a predicted model, not a curated record. The transcript has a single exon. Gene Ontology annotation, cellular component: phagophore assembly site; TRAPPIII protein complex; cytoplasmic vesicle. Gene Ontology annotation, biological process: protein localization to phagophore assembly site; endoplasmic reticulum to Golgi vesicle-mediated transport.
AUGGUUUUUUCUUACGAGCAUUAUAUGAAUCUCCUUUUCCAUUUGGAUAAUAGUAAAGAAACAGUGCCUCCAGAGAUUGCGAAAAGGAUAGUUUCUAAUGCUAUAGCUCCCGUGAUAACAGUAACUUCAACUCCACUAUUCGACAAACACAUUCAAGAAGCGUACAAAGUUGAUUCUCUCUAUAUGCUGCUACGAUUUUUUGGUGGUUGUGUUUCCGAUAGAGAUCAAGCAAACGAAGUAAAAGUUGGACAAGAUGAACAUCAGGUAGGUGAUACAAACGCCUCAAUGGAAUCGUUUUCCAAAAGUAAGAAUUUAGAAGUUCCUAAUUUACCAAAGAAAGGGAGCCGCAGCAGGUCGAAUAGUCUUUUUCAAAGGGAUUCGACCCAGUCCCAGUAUAUCAGAUUUACAAGACCGUUAGACGAUCUGAUUGAAACCAGAGACACGAACGAUAUGCUGUUUAAUUACCAUUCCUUGGAGGUGUUCUUGGAUAAUUACUUGAAGUUGGUUGCGGAUAAUACUGAUGAAAUGGUACCCCAUGACCUCCUUAAGAAGUCGAUUUACCAUAGUUUUUUUUCGCUAGCAAUUUCUUCCACUAAUAACUUAUCACCAUAUGAAACGUUUAACCAUCCUAUUCUUUCCUUAAUUGCUUUAGAUAUAUCAAAUGGGGAAGUGUAUGAGGAUGCAAGAGAUCUGUUAGUCAACUUCAAGAAUCUAAAUCAUAAUACCGAAAACUUUCCUCUUUUCAUGAAUACAAACGAAAUGCUUCCAGUUUUCUUACUCUGCUAUAACGAUGAAUCCCAAGAAGAAUUCGAAAAAUGCCAAGCUUUGGCAAAGAAGCUAAAAAAACAGUUGUUUGUCGAGAGUGUUUUAUUAUCCCUUUGGAAAGAUUCUUUCAUUGAAGCCAAUAACUCUGCCAUACAGUUACAUCAACCAGUCAUGUCAUCACUUGAAGAAAUUCUUUUUUUUCUUCAAGCUCCAACUCAAACAUCUCUUUCUUUACCUUUGAUAAAUUCCAUCUAUGAUAUGCUUGAUUAUCUCGUUUAUGAUUUGAUGAUACCAUUCAUGAAGAGAAAAGUUUCGUUCUGGGAAGAGACGAUCUUACAACCAAGAAAGUCGCUAUUUAACGGUGCAAAAUUUUUCAAAAAGUUCAUGAAUAAAAAUCCUAGCAAUGGCAAUCAUCAUCACAAUUCUCUAACGAGUGAUAACCAAGGUAAUGAAUAUUUUGCAUCUUCAUCUUCUGAAUUCUUGAUGAGGAAAUUAGCAGAUUGGUCUAUGAUGCUAUCCGACUUUAAAACUGCUUAUUCUACUUAUGAGUCACUUAUGGAUGAUCUAGAUGCUUUCCCCAAAUAUCUGGCUUCUUGCAUCGAAUGGUGUGCAGUAUCAUUACUGAUGGGUGCACAGAGGAUAGUCACAGUGAAGAUGAUCAAAAAUGAUAUAAAUCCACUCAUCGAAAAAGCUCUAGCCACAUACGAAAACUGCUCCAAAAUACAGCGCAGUAAAAGCGAAAAAUCAUCGUCUUCAAAUACUGUAGAACCAGUGCGUUCAUAUGAGACACGUUGUAUGAUUUUGGCAUCCGAAUUAUUUUUAUCCUUAAGCGAUAAAUGGACAUCUACACCCUACGCUAUUCAAUAUUUGGAAACAAUUCUCGAUGAAUGCAAAUUGGGGCCCUGCUGCCAAAUUAUGAUUUGGGAGAGACUUAGUGACUGCUAUAGUUUGAGAGUUGACCCUAGAAUCAAACAUAGAGUUGGUGCGAUGAAAAAGGGCAUUAGGGACACUGAAGACCUCCGAGGUGGCGACGGAAACUCCACAGAUCAUUUCACAGACGAUGACAUAUUAUCGGAGGGAUUAACAAGGAAACGCAAAGCGGCUUUUUUUAGGUUAAUAGCGGCUAGGAAAUGGGCAGAACAAAAACAAUGGAGACAGGUUUCCUGGUGCUUAAAAGAUAUCGAAAGCAUCUAUUCGGAUAUCAAAUUUCUAAAUGGUGACGGUUUGAUUUUAAGUAAGUUGCAUAAUCAACUCAAUUUAAAGGAUUUAAAUUCUGCACCGAGUCCCACCGAAAAGAAUCCUACAAUGACAAGCGUUAGUUUUAUUGGAUGA